AUGGAUGCAACAGCAGAACAACUACUAAACAAUCUGAAGGAUCUUACAUCAUUGUUCAGCGACAGGAUGUCUGAAUUUGAAAAGAAUCUUCAGCAACCAGGUAUGCGAAAGUCCAAUAAAACUGUGAAAUCAUUGGCAGCAGACUUUUCUUCCUUUAAAACAUUUGUGUGGAAGUCGCUCGGUAUAAUCAAAUCACAGGCUUUGGGUGUUAAUUGUCUUGACACACAUUCACGCAGAAAGGUUCUACUACUUCAUGGAAUCAGAGAAGAUAAAGAUGAGGUUGUGCUUUCGAAGAUUUUUGCAGUAUUAAACAACCAAAUGCAGAUGGUUGGAUUGGGUUCCGAUACAAUUGAGACUUGUCAUCGGCUUGGUGCUAAAAAGAAAGAUGUAUUUCGUCCCAUUCUAGUGCGUUUUACUACAAUGAAGCAUCGCAUGGCAGUGUGGAACAGGAAAACUUCACUGAAGGGUUCCAAUGUAACACUGUCUGAGUUCCUGACUAAGGCAAGGCAAGAUAUAUUUGUCGCGGCUCGCAAGCACUUCGGGAGGAAAAAGUGUUAAUCUACUGAAGGUACGAUCAUUGUAUUGACGGCACUAGAAGGAAGAUCUUCUGUAACAGUGAACUCCAACAGCUUAUUCUGA
This is a messenger RNA of Diatraea saccharalis (sugarcane borer), 639 nucleotides long. The record is from the annotation of a GenBank genome assembly. Lineage: Eukaryota; Metazoa; Arthropoda; Insecta; Lepidoptera; Crambidae.